GAAGAAGAAGAAGUCGACGCCAUUAUUCCCCAGAUCAAGAAGCCGAAACGGCAAAAAGCUGACGAUGCAUCGUACCCAUUUCCCGACAGUUUCCCAGUCCAGCGUUUCCUCGUCUCCUCUGAUUGCUUCGCUCACUUCGACUCUCGAACGAUAGUUCCAGGGGAGCGGUCGGGGUCGUUGGUCAACGCGGAGUCAGAUCUAGAUCUUUGACGAUUUGGGGAGGGGGGGUGCUCUUCUGAUCGUUGCGGCUCUUGAUCGUUCUUGGGUUUGCAGCAAUUUUCAGCUCCGGGAAUCUGGAGGGUACCCCUGUUUGUGAGCACACCCUUUGUUGAUUCGGAGUUGGGUUCUGCUUCUGUUUGUUCUUGUUCUGUCGAGCAUGGCAGAUCUGGGGAUGGGUCGUCGUAGUCUGGGAACGCGGGGUUCUUGAAAUAAUUCGACGUCGGGGAGCUGCGGAUCUUCUUGUUGUUGAGAGAGCAGGCGGGUUGGCAAGAAUUGGGAGGUGGGUUUUGGUUGUUCCGAUCGUUUAGGGGGUUGUAGCAUGGAUUUGGAUGACUUCAGGACGGUGUUGGAGAGUUCGGGUGUUGAUGUCUGGACGUUCAUCGACACGGCGAUAACGGUGGCUUCGUUGGACAGUUUCAAUGAGCUGAAGAGGAGGAGGGAUGGGAUUGUGGAGCGGUUAUAUGCGGCCACUUUGUCUUCGAAGUGUGGGAACUGUCAAACUGAUGGUGCGGCGGAUAGGCCUAAUGGGCACAUGAUCAGGAGUUCGGUGCAAGAAGAGAAGGCCAAGGGUCGGGAAGGGAAGGCGAAUUCGCCCUCCACGCCGCAAUCAGCGGACACGAACGACGAGUUGGACCCGUUCGGGGGUUUGUUCGAUGAUGAGCAGAAAAAGAUCCUCGAAAUUAAGAGGCAUCUUGAGGACCCUGAUCAGCAGUCUGAAGAUUCCCUGGUUGAGUUGCUUCAGAGUCUAGCAGAUAUGGACAUUACAUUCCAAGCUCUGGAGGAAACUGAUAUCGGAAGGCAUGUAAACCAGUUCCGGAAGCAUCCCUCAAAUGAUGUUCGGCGACUUGUGAAGCAUCUCAUUAGGAAAUGGAAAGCAAUUGUGGACGAAUGGGUAACUGUGAAUCAGCCUGGAGAAGUUGCCUCCUCCGCACUCUUGGGAGCUGAUGGAGACUCGCCCCAGCAGAAAGUUCCACAGAACGGUUACUCCAAGGUUCCUGAAUUUGGACACUCUCCAAAUCCGCAAAAUGGAAGUUCUGGCUCGGAGAGAAACUAUUCAGAGCCAGAAGCCAAGGCCAAGAUGGUAGUGCGCAAGGAAACUCCGUCUAAACCACACCCACCAGUUUCAGCAUCUGCUUCUGCACAAAAUAGGCAGAAGGAACAGAAGGAGAGCAGCUUUGAUGCUGAGAGGCUGGCUUCAGCUAGAAAAAGGCUUCAAGCAAAUUAUAAAGAAGCUGAAAAUGCUAAAAAGCAAAGAACGAUUCAAGUGAUGGACAUUCAUGAGAUACCAAAACCCAAGAAUGCCUUCUUUGGAAAGAACAAAGCUGGUGGUUCUCAGGGGAAGCACUGGUGAUAUGAAUGGCAGACAUCACAGAAACAACAAUACAAGCUGAGAGAAGCUUUUUGCUGGAACUGGGAAAUCCGAAACCCCUUUCUUCCUUAAAAAACUAUUUUUGGGCCCUAUAAAUGACAACAUUUUCCUCAUAUUUCUUCCCUAUUUGAGGACCGAAAAACCCGAAACUCUGAUUUAAGAAAGUAUAAUUUGCAGUUUGCACUGUGGCUUUCUUAUGAAGUUUGUCCUUAGCCAUCUGUGUAGGAGAUGGGGGUUUUCCUUGAAAAGUUUCAACUUUUCCCCACAAAUUUCUCAAACCUUUUGCCGUUGACGCUGGCCGUUCAAGAGGGUUCACUGUGUUCUGAGAUUGUUACUAGGCAAAGUUUCUUGGUAGGGUGACGGUCUUCUUCCAAUUUUUUCUCUGGAAAAAUACUCCAAGGUCUCGAGUCUGUUAAUCAGUUGUUUUAAUGCAAACAAGGUUUCUGCUCAAUUAUCUUUCGAUUGAAAAGGUAAAAAAAAAUCUCGUUUUGACUUUAGGACAAGCCAGUUGCUUGCCUUAGGUCCGGAAGAACUGCAUGAUGUCUGGGAAAGAAAGAACCCAGGAACUGUAAAACACUGUUAUAGCUCCAAUAUUACGCAACUUAUGAAGUUCCUAUUGUCUUCUUCCCUUAUAA
Messenger RNA from Syzygium oleosum, 2223 nucleotides. Its product is annotated as probable mediator of RNA polymerase II transcription subunit 26c. The transcript has 9 exons. The record is from RefSeq and is a predicted model, not a curated record. The coding region runs from base 539 to 1570 and encodes 343 amino acids. Lineage: Eukaryota; Viridiplantae; Streptophyta; Magnoliopsida; Myrtales; Myrtaceae. Gene Ontology annotation, cellular component: nucleus.